AUGGCCGACGACGCGCAGCAUGAGCACACCUUCGACAGCGCCGAUGCCGGUGCUUCCCAGACCUACCCCAUGCAGUGCUCUGCUCUGAGGAAGAACGGUUUCGUCGUCAUCAAGAACCGCCCUUGCAAGAUCGUCGAAAUGACCACCUCCAAGACCGGCAAGCACGGUCACGCCAAGGUCCAUUUGGUCGCCAUCGACAUCUUCACUUCCAAGAAGCUUGAAGAACUCUGCCCCUCCACCCAUAACAUGAACGUCCCCAACGUUCGCCGCCAGGAGUACCUCCUCGUCGACGUCUCUGAGGAUGGUUUCCUUUCCCUCAUGUCCGACGACGGUUCCACCAAGGACGAUGUCAAGCUUCCCGACGGCGAAGUUGGCGACAAGAUCCACAAGCUCUUCACCGAGGACGGCAAGGACACCAGCGUUAUUGUCCUCACUGCCAUGGGUGAGGAGUCCGCCAUCGAUGCUAAGGAGGCUCCCAAAUAA
This is a messenger RNA of Ascochyta rabiei, 483 nucleotides long. Its product is annotated as translation initiation factor eIF5A. The coding region runs from base 1 to 483 and encodes 160 amino acids. The transcript is spliced from 4 exons. Gene Ontology annotation, biological process: positive regulation of translational termination; positive regulation of translational elongation. NCBI's taxonomy places the organism in Eukaryota, Fungi, Ascomycota, Dothideomycetes, Pleosporales, Didymellaceae. Gene Ontology annotation, molecular function: RNA binding; ribosome binding; translation elongation factor activity. The record is from RefSeq and is a predicted model, not a curated record.